CUCCAGGGCUCUGAGCACUGACGUCCUGGGGUCCUCCUUUCCUGACGCCGCUUCCCCCCACCCUGACAGACGUGAACUGGGGAUACAUUUACAUCUUUGUUCGAAAACAUUUAGAGACGAGGAAUGCGGCAUCAGAGAGGGACUGAGACAUUCAGGAGUGUUGGGAGCUAUGGUUAAGUGGGAUGGGCUGGAAGUUACCGUCAAGCCGCCUUAGAAGUCAGUGGGGGGACCCAGGGCUUCAUUGAGAAAACUCGGAGUGACGUGUCUCUUUACAGGAGGCUCUGAGCCGUCGAUGGCAGAUGAGAGCUUUGGGGCCCGAGUCACAGUGUUACCAGUCACAUGGGGGUUAGAAAGUACAGUAAGGUGUCUUCUGCCAGCAGAGUGGCCAGCUGUCUGUGGACACAUCUGAGGCUGUGACAUUUUUCAGAAGUAUUGCCAACUCUCGGUGGUUUCAGGCCUGAUUAUCUCCUGUGGCCUUAGCGUUCUGGGGCCCCACGCCCCAGCCGGUGUGCUCAGCCCUUCUGCGCACUCACUCUGUCAGUAAAUGGUUAUGGAAUUCGGCUUCGUGCCGGGCACUGUUUUGGCCACUGGGGUUUGUAAACAGAGCCGUGGUGUCAAGGAAUGACGUUCUGUGGGGAGAGGGCUGCUGUCACACACACAAGAAUGUUGUGGCGGAGCUGUGGUCCUCCUUUAGAAGAGCUCUGGGCAGCCAUUUGGCAGAAAGAUGUCGCACUUAAGCCUCAGGAACGUGUGGAGAAACGCCAGACCCCUCUGAGCAAGAAGAAACGAGAAGCACUUACCAACGGCCUGUCCUUUCACUCCAAGAAGAGCCGACUCAGCCACACACACCACUACGGCUCGGAUCGAGAGAAUGACCGCAACCUCUGCCAGCACCUGGGGAAGAGGAAGAAGAUGCCCAAGGGACUCCGGCAGCUCAAGCCAGGCCAGAACAGCUGCAGAGACAGUGACAGUGACAGCGGAGAAUCCAAGGGCUUCCACCGGAGCAGCUCUCGGGAAAGGCUCAGCGAUAGUUCAGCUCCCUCCAGCUUGGGAACAGGCUACUUCUGUGACAGCGACAGUGACCAGGAAGAGAAGGCAUCAGAUGCCAGCUCUGAAAAACUCUUCAAUACUGUUAUUGUAAACAAAGAUCCGGACGUAGGGGUUGGCGCCCUCCCAGACCAUGACAGCCAGGACGCGGGGCCGGUUGUCCCCAAGAUAUCGGGUCUAGAGAGAAGCCAGGAGAAGAGCCAGGACUGCUGCAAAGAGCCGAUCUUUGAGCCCGUGGUGCUGAAAGACCCCUGCCCUCAGGUCCCUCAGCCGCUGCCCCAGGCCCAGGCGGAGCCCCAGCCUCGAGCUCCUUCUCCAGACCCCGACCUGGUGCAGCGCACGGAGGCGCCCCCGCAGCCCCCACGUCCAAGCACACAGCCGCCCCAGGCGCCCCCAGAGGCCCAGCCUCAGCCCGCCCCUCAGCCUGCAGUGCAGAGGCCUCCGCGGCCGCAGUCCCCAGCCCAGCUGCUGCACCAGAGCCUCCCGGCCGUGCAGGCGCAGCCCCCGUGCCAGAGCCUCGCCCAGCCCUUGUCGGCCUACAACAGCAGCAGCUUGAGCCUCAACAGCCUCAGCAGUAGCAGAAGCAGCACCCCGGCGAAGACUCAGCCCGCCCCUCCUCACCUCUCUCACCACCCCUCGGCCUCCCCGUUCCCCCUCUCCCUGCCCAACCACAGCCCCCUGCACAGCUUCACGCCCACCCUCCAGCCCCCCGCACACUCCCAUCACCCCAAUAUGUUUGCCCCUCCCACGGCUUUGCCUCCCCCACCGCCGCUGACUUCAGGGAGUCUGCAGGUCCCGGGACACCCGGCCGGAAGCACUUACUCAGAGCAAGACAUCUUGCGGCAGGAACUGAACACGCGUUUUCUGGCGUCUCAGAGUGCUGACCGCGGGGCUUCCCUGGGCCCUCCGCCCUACCUGCGGACCGAGUUCCACCAGCACCAGCACCAGCACCAGCACACGCACCAGCACACGCACCAGCACACCUUCACGCCGUUCCCCCACGCCAUCCCGCCCACCGCCAUCAUGCCGACGCCAGCACCUCCCAUGGUGCGUACCCCAGGCAGAAAUUUUGACAAAUACCCUACAAAAGUUGACCCAUUCUACCGGCACAGUCUCUUCCAUUCCUACCCUCCCGCGGUGUCGGGAAUCCCCCCUAUGAUUCCACCCACCGGCCCGUUCGGUUCACUACAAGGAGCAUUUCAGCCCAAGACAUCCAACCCUAUCGAUGUUGCUGCUCGACCCGGGACAGUCCCACACACUUUGCUCCAGAAGGACCCGAGGUUGACAGAUCCUUUCAGACCUAUGUUAAGGAAACCAGGGAAGUGGUGUGCUAUGCAUGUUCACAUCGCCUGGCAGAUCUACCACCACCAACAGAAGGUCAAGAAACAGAUGCAGUCAGACCCGCAUAAGCUGGACUUCGGAUUGAAACCCGAGUUCCUGAGCCGCCCCCCGGGCCCCAGUCUCUUUGGAGCCAUCCACCACCCCCAUGACCUGGCCCGGCCUUCAACUUUGUUCUCUGCCGCUGGUGCUGCACACCCAACCGGGACCCCUUUUGGGCCGCCCCCCCACCACAGCAAUUUCCUUAAUCCUGCCGCUCACCUGGAGCCUUUUAACCGUCCGUCUACGUUCACUGGCCUCGCAGCGGUUGGUGGCAACGCCUUUGGGGGACUCGGAAACCCUUCAGUUACACCCAACUCAAUGUUCGGCCACAAGGAUGGCCCCAGUGUGCAGAACUUUAGCAACCCUCACGAACCCUGGAACCGGCUCCACCGCACGCCUCCGUCGUUCCCGACCCCUCCGCCCUGGCUGAAGCCAGGGGAGCUGGAGCGUAGCGCGUCCGCUGCCGCUCAUGACAGAGAUAGAGAUGUAGAUAAACGAGACUCCUCCGUUAGUAAAGAUGACAAAGAAAGGGAAAGCGUUGAGAAGAGACACUCCAGCCACCCUUCACCAGCACCCGUCCUCCCGGCGAGCGCCCUGGGACCUAACCGUAGCUCCGCCGAACAGAUCAGGGGUCAUUUGAACACGGAGGCGCGUGAGAAAGACAAAUCCAAAGAGCGGGAGAGAGACCACUCGGAGCCCCGCAAGGACCCGGCCGCCGACGAGCACAAGGCGAAGGAAGGCCCCCUGCCUGAGAAGGACGGCCACGGCCACGAGGGGCGGGCCGCGGGCGAAGAGGCCAAGCAGCUGGCCCGGGUGCCGUCGCCCUACGUGCGGACCCCCGUGCUGGAGAGCGCCAGGCCCAACAGCACCUCGAGCCGCGAGGCCGAGCCGCGCAAGGGCGAGCCGGCCUACGAGAACCCCAAGAAGGGCGCGGAGGUCAAGGUGAAGGAGGAGCGCAAGGAGGAGCACGACCUGCCUCCGGAGGCCCCGCACACCCACCGGCCGUCCGAGCCGCCGCCGCCCAGCUCCUCGUCCGGCGUGCACCCGGGGCCCCUGGCGUCGAUGCCCAUGACGGUGGGGGUGACCGGCGUCCACCCGCUGAACAGCAUCGGCGGCCUGGACAGGACGCGCAUGAUGACUCCCUUCAUGGGCAUCAGUGCCAUCCCGGGCGGAGAGCGGUUCCCGUACCCUUCCUUCCACUGGGACCCCAUACGGGACCCGCUGAGGGACCCCUACCGAGAACUGGACAUCCACCGCAGAGACCCGCUGGGCAGGGACUUCCUGCUGAGGAACGACCCCCUCCACCGUCUCUCGACCCCCCGGCUGUACGAGGCCGACCGCUCCUUCCGGGACAGGGAGCCUCACGACUACAACCACCACCACCACCACCACCACCACCCGCUGGCCGUGGACCCUCGGCGGGAACACGAGCGCGGGGCGCACCUGGACGAGCGGGAGCGUCUGCACGUGCUCCGGGAGGACUACGAGCACACGCGGCUGCACUCGGUGCACCCCGCCUCCCUGGACGGGCACCUGCCGCACCCCAGCCUCAUCACGCCGGGGCUCCCCAGCAUGCACUACCCCCGGAUCAGCCCCACGGCGGGCCACCAGAACGGACUGCUCAACAAGACGCCCCCGACGGCCGCGCUGAGCGCGCCCCCGCCGCUCAUCUCCACGCUGGGGGGCCGCCCCGUCUCGCCCCGCAGGACUACUCCUCUGUCCGCAGAGAUGAGGGAGAGGCCCCCUUCCCACACCCUGAAGGACAUCGAGGCUCGGUAAGGAGAGCAGGGCCCGCGCGAGGACGGAGAAGCCCCACGCCCGCACGACGCCAGACUUGAGGGGGGGGAGAGCGAGAGAGGACGGACCGCUGCCACGGACUGGGGGCCACGCGCCCCCGCCUCCGCCCCUUGUAAAAAAUGUAUAGACUCCGUGCGGAUUUUGAAAUGGUUUUUGUAUAUUCUAUGUUGAAAUUUUUCAGGUCUUUUAGCCAAGUCCGAUGUUCUCACAUCCCUAACUCUUUCGGUUUCUCGUAUAAAACUUUGUUGAUUUGAACCAAAACAGCGAAGAUGGCCUACACACCCGGCGCGGUGGUGACUGGGGGGGAGGCGGCGGCGGCGCCCGCGGUCCGGCGCGGAGCUCCCGCAGGUGAGAAGGGAGGCCGUGUACAUAGUCCUGUAAAGAAACGUUGCUUCGGGAGCUCAUGGUUCAUAUAUGCAAAGGGUAAGAUGAAAGCUUUACUUUGUACAAAUGUAAAUAGCUACAGAGUAAGUAACCUAAUACAUUACUACUUCUCCAAACGUGCUAUUCGCAGACUUACUACCCGCGAGCGCGGUCGCUGCGGCCGCGUUCCCACGUGUUGUUACAGACAGCUAAACCCUUCAACUAUGCAAUGAAUGUCGGGGCUUCUCUCGAAAGCCCUCCUGACUCCAAGGAGCCUUUUCAGACCCAUUUACAACACCCUUCAGGCCACAUCCCCGAGCGAGCGCUCACGCGACCGCUCGCGCCACAGGACUGUUCUCCUUGCUUGGUUUCCAAACGGAGAAACCUCCUAUCCUGCGGAUCGGACCCCAGGCCGAAAACGUGGCUUCCGAAGUGGUGGCCUGUGGGCCAUGGCAGUGGGGGCGGGGGGGUGGGCGGGGAGAGCGAGGGCAGCGCGGCCGGUGCCGGGGGAGGAUGGGGUUGUCAGAUGCCAAAAUCAGGGGACACAGGCCGCCGGCACCUCGUCGUCACCAGUUACGGGAUUUCACGCCCCCUCCUGUGGGAGCCACGCAUUUGUUUUGUUUUGUUUUUAGCGUGUCCCAUGUCCUCUCUGCACACAGCCUCCUCGUUCGCGGAUGAGGCGGGAUCCCACCCAAACAAAUCCUGAAAGAAAGCUUCGCGUUUUCUCAGAUGAUGGAUAUGUUUCUCACUGUACUCGGUAGCCGGGGGACCGAAGGGGCGCGUCUGCCCCCGUGACUCGCGGCGCUCCCGUGGGUCGGAAGGUCUGGAGGUGCCGGAACAGGUGGGGCCGGCCCCGCCACGGAGAGGCGCAGAGGGUGAACAGUGGCAGAGACCAAGUCCUGUGUGUGCGUGUGGUUUUGAGUUCGCAUCGACCUUAACGUGUCUUCAUAAUACUUUUAUAAUACAUUAAGCCUCUUGUCUACAUAUUUGGAGAGAAUAUGACUUUACUAGCAGAGAAAUACACUAUAUCUUGUCUACCGGACUGUAAAUUAUAUGUAUGAAAUAAAACUAGUGCCAUUGGGUCUUCUAGUAUAUUAAAGUGCUAUCUGAUGUUGUUAUCCUGUUUUUGCAAAAAAGAAAAAAAAAAGUUAACUACAGACCAUUGUUUCUAAUAAGCAGAGAGAUCUAUUUUAGUAGUAAACUGAAGGUUUAGUGGUGAGUUUCAGAUUUUGUGAACUCCAGCUGUUGUGCAGUGGGUUUUUUUUUUGGUUGGGUUUUUUUGCUUUGGGGUUUUUUUUGUUUUUGGUUUUUUUUUUUUUUGGUUUUAGUUUUGGUUUUGUUUUGUUUUGUUUUGUUUUGUUUUUUAACAACAACUUAAAAAAAAAAUCCAAGGGAUAUGAACACUGGAACUGUAGUGGUAGCUUUCAGUCUUGUAAAGAGAUUGUUCUAUACAGACCUUUUUGCUGUUUAUCCUGUAUGUAAUAAAGUCCUUCCUAGACCCUAUGUGAAAACCGACUGACUCUUCAGCAUGUUCCCAUCGAUGGAGCCUUCUUGUGUAAUGUAAACUGUGCCAUGUUAUUAAAAAAUGUGAACCAAG
This is a messenger RNA of Mustela erminea (ermine), 6184 nucleotides long. It is a transcript of the gene AUTS2, whose product is annotated as activator of transcription and developmental regulator AUTS2. Lineage: Eukaryota; Metazoa; Chordata; Mammalia; Carnivora; Mustelidae. The coding region runs from base 622 to 4206 and encodes 1194 amino acids. The transcript has 19 exons. The record is from RefSeq and is a predicted model, not a curated record.